This is a messenger RNA of Talaromyces proteolyticus, 881 nucleotides long. RefSeq lists its product as uncharacterized. The transcript has 4 exons. Bases 200 to 451 code for a protein of 83 amino acids. The record is from RefSeq and is a predicted model, not a curated record. NCBI's taxonomy places the organism in Eukaryota, Fungi, Ascomycota, Eurotiomycetes, Eurotiales, Trichocomaceae. Gene Ontology annotation, molecular function: DNA binding.
GAAUCAUUGAUUUUCAAGCGUGGUCUCAUUUGGCUGCUUUACUCAAGCGGGGUUGUGGCGCUGCUGUCUUCCCGCUGGAUGAUAGUUCAUCUUGAAAAUGAUUGAUAAAUACUUCAGUUUAUCGUUAUUUGCUUUAUCAUCCUACAAACCACGAUAAUACUCUUGCCCUUAUUGACUCGCCCAACUCCACCUUCACAAUAUGUCUUCUCAACCACAAUGCCCGGCCGUGAAAGCUGCAAUGGAUAGAAGCGGAUACUCUUUUGGAAAUAUUGCGGAAAAAAUGGGGACUAGCGAAAAUCACAUCAAGAAGAUCUGCACGGGGACUGAGGACCCUACUGCAGCAGAAUUUUCGCUGCUGGCUGGUGUUCUAGACAUUACAGAACCUUUACCAACAAGCCAUAAUGUGGCUAGAAAACGAGCGUCUAGCGACAUUGAGCAGCCAGAAUUAUGAACCUUCAAGUCUCCAGAUACACCCCUCUCAUCAACUUCGUUCGCAAAAAUAAGUCGUUAAAUGAAGUUGUGCGAACUUGUCGAAAACUGUUCAACAGGAACUCGGUGAAAGUCACAGGGAAAGAAAUAAUAUUGUAUGCUAUGAAGCAAAAGUCUCACACAACAACCUAGUCGCUUGUUCUUUGAAUAAACAGUGCCAAUAUCAAUUUGAUGUGACUUUUCCCAAUUUCAAGACUGAUCUUUGAGAAAGGUUGCGGAUUAAUAUUUUUUCGAAUGAUAAGCAAAUAAUACUUGUCUUGAGGGAGUGAUGAUUGAAAACCAGCUGCAAAUGGUGACUUUGUCUCAGAUUGAAUCUAAUAGGCUAGGUGGAGAAGAAAAUAUGAAUUUAGUCAAACAUGCUGGAGCAGGACAUGUUGACUCAGAAAGCUGCU